Fusarium keratoplasticum is the source of this 669-nucleotide messenger RNA. Its product is annotated as N-acetyltransferase domain-containing protein. Bases 1 to 669 code for a protein of 222 amino acids. Lineage: Eukaryota; Fungi; Ascomycota; Sordariomycetes; Hypocreales; Nectriaceae. Gene Ontology annotation, molecular function: acyltransferase activity, transferring groups other than amino-acyl groups. The record is from RefSeq and is a predicted model, not a curated record. The transcript has a single exon.
AUGGAGCCAGCCCCAAUCGAGGUCAUCACAGUCAAGACGACAAUACCAAAACUACCUUUUCCCUCAAACGAUGAGCGAGAGCCUUUCCGAACGGAGCGCCUGCUGAUGCGGCCUCUCACAGAGGAUGACUUUGAGGCGCUGCGCGUCCUUCGUACACAGCCCGAGGUCAUGGUGUGGUUCACGCAGGGUAGGCCAGACAAGGAUGUCAAAGAAACCAAAAGGGCUCUCCGUCUUAAUCUGCCCCCGUACGAUCUUCAACGAUACAACUGGGCCAUCUGUCUUGCUGAGACGGGAGAGUUCAUCGGCAUCGCAGGAAACGGCGUGUUGGACGGAGAGCUGGGCUGGCCUGAGGUGGGAUACAGCCUCUUGAAGGAGCACUGGGGCAAAGGCUACAUCACAGAGUUUCUGAGGGGCUACCUCCCUCAGUGGUGGGCGCUCCCGAGGGAGGAGGUCGAGCUCAAGGUGGACAAGAACUCGGUCUGCGGGGACGGAAGUCUUGAGAAAGAGUGCUUAGUAGCCAUUACAGUGGACGACAACGCAGCGAGCCAGAACGUACUGCGAAAGUGUGGGUUCGACUUGGUGAGGGCGUGGGAGGAGACCGAUCUUAGGGACUCGAGCAAGAUGGUUACCCUGUAUGGAUUUGUCGCACACAAGGAAAAGUCUCCAUGA